Molecule: messenger RNA, 6343 nt
Organism: Hydra vulgaris (swiftwater hydra)
Lineage: Eukaryota; Metazoa; Cnidaria; Hydrozoa; Anthoathecata; Hydridae
Source: RefSeq, a predicted model, not a curated record
UACACAGUCACUACUUAUGCUUCUAGUGUUCUUGUAUAUCUUAAUAAAACAUUUCGUUACAUUUCUUACUCCAAUUCAACAAAUGUAACUGUUUUUUGCCUAAUGUCUCCGUUAAUUGUGAAAACGAUUCCUCUAUUUAGUCUAGUAGCUCAGAAACAAUGGAUUAAAUUAUCUCUUGGAAAACCUUUCAUAUUAAAUAUAUAUCAAGACAAAGGGUCAUAUAUGAAUUACUCUAUAGAUUGGGGUGAUGGUACUUACUCAUAUAAUAAUCAGUCAGUUAUGAAUCUAAAACUUUGUUCUCCUGUUUCAUUUCAUAUGAUUCAUUCAUAUGAAAAAGAGAAUACAUACAAUCUUAUUGUAACAAGCAGUAAUGCUUUGCAGACUCUGAGUUUAAGUUAUUUCAUUGAAGUAUUAUUUUGUUCUGUGCCAGAGGUUAGAUUUUCUUAUGGAACUAUUUUAGAUCCAGUAACUGUUUUUCGAAGUGUCUCAAAAAAUUUUACUGCUACUGUUGAUAGUGUUAGACAGUAUUGCAAAAAUGAAAGUUUUAGUUUUCAAUGGAGUCUGAAUAGUUCUAUUUCAGCAAUAAACUCAAUAGAAGGGAUCCUAUCUCAACAAAAAGUAACCUACACAAUCCUAAAAAAUUCGCUUGAUUUUGGUACAUACUAUUUAAGGUUACGGUAUUUCUAUGGACAUAGUUAUUAUGAUUAUUAUGCUUACAUAAACGUCACGUUUUUACCUUUAUCUAUGAGCAUUCAGAAUGGCCUUUUGGCUUCUUAUGCUUAUAAAAUAUACAAUGGAAACAAUAGUUAUUUUCAAAACAUUACAAUAAGUGCAAUAUCUAGUUAUGAUCCAGAUAAUCAGGAAAGUGGCAUUCAAAAUAUCACCUUUACCUGGAGUUGUAAAGUUGCUUCUGAUUUUUUAGAAGCAAGUUAUGCCAUGAAAAAUUUUACCAAGUUAGGAUUAAAUUAUUCUAGUAAUACAUGUUUUAAUCAAACAUGGAUGGAUAUUUCUUCAAACAGCCCUAAUAUAAAAUUCAGCACACAACAGUUUUUAGAAGGAAUUAAUUAUAAUAUUAAAGUUUGUGGAACAAAAGUUGCUGGAAGAGAUAUACAUUUAAAUGAACUAGUCAAGACUAACUGUUUUGUUCAAGAAAUUCUUCUUGUUGAACGAAAUAUACCAAUCAUUGCUUUAAUGUGCAUAUCUAAUUGUGAUGAAAAAUUGAAUUUUCAAAAGCCUGUUAUGUAUUUAUUUAUUUGUUCAAAUUGUGUUUCUCAAAGAUUAGCAGUAGAUUGGACUAUAACAAAUGAUUUUGGCGCGGUUAAUUUAAAAAACUUGUCAAUACUUCAAACAAAUCGUCUUACCCUAAAUUUAAUUAAUUAUAACACACGCGUUUUUUUCGAAUCAACUAGCUACACUUUUAUAGUUGCAGUUGGUUUUGCUGAUGCAAUAAAUAGAGCCAAGUUUAAAUUUACAAAGACUACAUCUACGAAACCAACUUCAGGAUUUUGUUAUGUAGACCCAAUAAAAGGUUAUGCACUGGAAACUAAGUUUAACAUUUUUUGUAAUGAUUGGAAAGAUCCAGAUGGAUUGCUUAACUACAUGUUUUUUUAUGAUAAUGGCCAGUCACAACGCAGGAAUCUUACCAGUAAAACAGCAAUUGCCUAUCCUAUAUUAAAUGUAUCAUCUACUGAUGAGCCUAAUUUAAUUGACUUUAUAUUGGAACCUGGUGAUGAAAAUAAUGAAUUCAAUGUAAGAAUCAUAAUAAAAGUGAUUGGAAAGUACAAAGCAUAUACUAAAAGCAUUCAUUACAUUAAGGUAAUUCCGAAUGUAAAAUAUGAAAACAUCACAAACUUUCAGGCUAACAAAGAGCAGUUUUGCAACCUUUCAUCUGGUUUUGUUUUAAAAGAGUUUGUUUUAACUUCUGGUUAUUUAACAAAGUUAAAUUUGAAGGUCUUAGAUAAAGGAACAUUGGAAGUUGCUGUGCUACAAGCAACUGACAUAAGUUUUUUGAAUGUAUCAUCACUAAACCAAUCACAAAAGUCAAAUGCACAUAAAAUAGUAACAGCUUUGGUUGUCAAAAAAUAUUUGUUCUUACUUAAUGAUACUGGAGUUCUUGAAAUAUCAUUUAAAAACAAUUACAGUGAUGUUCAAGAAAAUGACAUGAUAUGGAUUGAUGGAAAUGAUAGUUUGAUUUAUAAUAGAACAGACAAUGAACCAAUGAAUGGAAUUCAACUUAAUAAAACAAUAACCUUUUCUACAUGUAAUGCUUCCAGCAAAGGUUUUUUUAUAUUAUUUUUUGUAUCAAAGCCAUUUGAAUAUUUGAUUCCAAUCAAUGGAGUGGGAUUACCUAAUUUUUAUGUAAAUGUCUCCAAUUACAUGCCAUCUUUUCAAAGAGUGAAUGAUUUAUUUCUGAUUCAGACUCCAGUUUCUGGUUUACGAUUUGCUGAAAAUAAUCCAUUUCCAAAAAAUAUUGCAGGCUACAAGCUUAACAGCUUGUUACCAUUAAAAGCUGUCAUACAAAACGGUUCAGAUGUUCGAUAUUUGUUUGAUAUUCCAAAGUUAAAUUAUUCUUUGAACAUAUCCAGUGGAGACGCAGUAACUUUUAACAUGACUAGUUUAGGUAUUUUUACAGUAUAUCUGACAGCAGCCGACCAUUUUAGUUCUGUUAAAACAUCGAUUGACAUUAUUGUUUCAUCAGAAAUUAAUGGUCUUUAUUUGAAUGUUGUAAAAGAACAGUUACAAUACUCAAAUUAUAACACCUCUGUGACCUUGUUUAAUGGAACAGAAGUUGGAUUAACGAUUGAUUUUGGUGAUGGAACAUCCCUUACAAAUUUAACAAACAUUAAUGGGACUGGUGUAGGUGGCUACACUUUUAUAAUCAAUCACACAUAUUCUGAAUGCGAUGUGUACACAGUCACUAUUUAUGCUUCUAAUGUUCUUGUGCAUCUUAAUGAAAAAAUUCGUUAUUCCUACUCUAAUUCAACAAACGUAACUGUUUUUUGCUUAAUGUCUCCAUUUGUUGUAAAAACAACUCCUUCAUUUAGUCUAGUGGCUCAGAAACAAUUGAUUAAGUUAUCUCUUGGAAAACCUUUUAUAUUAAGUAUAUAUCAAGAUAUCGGGUCAUAUAGGAAUUACUCUAUAGUAUGGGGUGAUGGUACUUACUCAUAUAAUAAUCAAUCAGUUAUGAAUCUAAAUGGUUAUUCUCCUGUUUCAUUUCAUAUGAUUCAUUUAUAUGAAAAACAGAAUACAUACAAUCUUAUUGCAACAAGCAGUAAUGCUUUGCAGACUCUGAGUUUUAGUUGUUACAUUGAAGUAAUAUUUUGUUCUGUGCCGGAGGUUAGAUUUUCCUAUGGAACUAUUUUAGAUCCAGUAAUUGUUUUUCGAAGUGUCUCAAAUGAUUUUACUGCUACUGUUGAUAGUGUUAGACAGUAUUGCGAAAAUGAAAGUUUUAGUUUUCAAUGGAGUCUGAAUAGUUCUAUUUCAGCAAUAAGUUCAAUAGAAGGAAUCCUAUCUCAACAAAAAGUAACCUACACAAUCCUAAAAAAUACGCUUGAUUUUGGUACAUACUAUUUAACGUUGCGAUAUUUCUAUGGAGAUAGUUAUUAUGAUUAUACUGCGUACAUAAAUGUUACGUUUUUACCAUUGUCUAUGAGCAUUCAGAAUGGCCUUUUGGCUUCUUAUGCUUAUAAAAUAUACAAUGGAAACGAUAGUUAUUUUCAAAACUUUACAAUAAGUGCAUUGUCUAGUUAUGAUCCAGAUAAUCAAGAAAGUGGCAUUCAAAAUAUCACCUUUACCUGGAGUUGUAAAGUUGCUUCUAAUUUUUUAGUAGCAAGUUAUGCCAUGGAAAAUUUUAUUAAGUUAGGAUUAAAUAAUUUUAGUAAUACAUGUUUUAGUCAAACAUGGAUGGAUAUUUCUUCAAAUAGUCCUGAAAUGAAUUUCAGCACAAAACAGUUUUUAGAAGGAAUUAAUUAUCAUAUUAAAGUUUGUGGAACAAAAGUUGCUGGAAGAGAUAUUUUUUUAAAUGAGCUAACAAAGAUUAACUGUUUUGUUCAAAAAUUUUAUAUUUUUGCAGAAGGUGUACCAAAUAUUGCUUUAACAUGCAUAUCCAACUGUGAUGAAAAACUGAAUUUUAAAGAGCUUGUAAUUUAUUCAUUUACAUGCGCAGAUUGUGCUUUUCAAAGAUUAGCAGCAGAGUGGAUUAUAACAAAUAGUUAUGGUGUUGUUCCUUCUGAGAUUUUGUCCGAAAAUGCUACAACUACCGGUUUUUUUACACCAAGUUUAGUUAUAAAUAAAGAUAUUCUUCAUGAAUCAACUAUCUACAAUUUUGCACUCCUGGUUGGUUUUGCAUCUUCAACAAAAAGAGCUAAGUUUAAUUUUACAAAAGCAACAUGUGCCCAACCAACUUCAGGAUUUUGUUAUGUAAACCCAAUAAAAGGUUAUGCACUUGAAACUAAGUUUAACAUUUUUUGCAAUGAUUGGAAAGAUCCAGAUGGGUUGCUUAACUACAUGUUUUUUUAUGAUAACGGCCAGUCACAACGCAGGAAUCUUACCAGUAAAACAGCAAUUGACUAUCCUUUAUUAAAUGUAGCAUCUACUGAUGAGCCUAAUUUAAUUGACUUUAUAUUGGAACCUGGUGAUGAAAAUAAUGAAUUCAAUGUGAGAAUCAUAAUAAAAGUGAUUGGAAAGUAUAAAGCAUAUACUGAAAGCAUUCAUUACAUUAAGGUAAUUCCGAAUGUAAAAUAUGAAAACAUCACAAACUUUCAGGCUAACAAAGAGCAGUUUUGCAACCUUUCAUCUGGUUUUGUUUUGAAAGAGUUUGUUUUAACUUCUGGUUAUUUAACAAAGUUAAAUUUGAAGGUCUUAGAUAAAGGAACAUUGGAAGUUGCUGUGCUACAAGCAACUGACAUAAGUUUUUUGAAUGUAUCAUCACUAAACCAAUCACAAAAGUCAAAUGCACAUAAAAUAGUAACAGCUUUGGUUGUCAAAAAAAACCUCUCAUGUCAAUGGACUUUAAAGUACCAGCAACAGUUGAAGGAAUACUUGACUGGUUUUCCCAAAAUAAUUCCCAUAAAUCUAACUCAGCAUGUAUUGAAGUAAAAUGAGGCAUAUCAGAUGAAAAGAAAUUUAAAAAUUCAUAAAAAUCAGAUUUCCAUGGUUUUUUAACUUGUAUUCUGGACAGUACAGUUGAAGGAACUGCUGCUAGACCUUUAUAAACAAACAUGCCAUUUUCUGGAAACCUAUUAUCUAGCUCAUUAAUAAGAUGUUCAAUUAAUGGAGAUGUAAUGCUGUGUUUAAAAUAGUCACAAACUGUAUUUGUUGGAUAAUUAUCCAGGUAAACCUGGACAUUACACAAUCUAGGUCUCACUUCUUGUAUAUCAAGAGUUUUGGCCAAACUAAGAGCGAUAGCGUACCAUUCACUGUGAUAUAUAUCAAUUUUAUUUUUAAUUUCUAAUAACAGAUUUUUUAGAUUAGUUAUUUCAAAACACUGCUGGGAUAUGUCAAAAGAUUUAGUUUGAAGAGUUACAGUAAUUGAAUUUGAAAAAAAACAGAAUUGAAAAAAAUCCAUUAAUUGUUUUGUAAUAACUAAACUUACAAUAAAAGAGAAAUCUGUUAAUAAUCUUAAAAAAAAGAGGAUUUGGAAGCAGUUUCACUGCUAUAUUCCUUUGACUCAUUUAACCCCAUCUCCUCAAAGCAUGAAUAAUAGGUAUAAAAUUAUCAAAAAAAAACAUCAAGACCUCUCAGCUUUUGAACCCAUCUUGUUCGACAAGUAUCUAUUAUUUUUUCUUGGUUUGGACCUAAAUAUUUUUUGAGACAGUUACUACGUUUAGGAGAUAAGUUAAAAAAAAAAUAUUUCUUUUACUUGGCCAAGAAGAUUUUUUACUUUUUGAACUUGGCAUGCAGCUGCUACUACUAAACUAAGUCUAUGGCUUGCACAAUGAACAAAUAUAGCUUUAUGAUUAAGAGCUUUUAUUCGAGAAGCAACUCCUUCAUAUUUACCUGCCAUACAACCCGCACCGCCAUACCCUUGGCCUCUACAAUUUUGAAUAUCAAGUCCAAACUCUUAAAGUGCAUUAAGUACAUUUAGAGACUAAGACCAGAUGUACCAGUCUUGCAAUCAAUAAAUCUUAAGAAAUCCUCGCAAAUCUCAUUAUUUGAAUUUACAUAUCUUAAAACAAGUGACAUUUGUUUAGUAUUUGAACAGUCAACUGCUUUAUCACAAAGAAUUGAAAAAAAAAUUGAAUGCUUGACAUUUUUUAUUAAAACUUUCUCAAUUGCUUUCCCACAAGAAUCAAUAAGUUGGUUUUGGGUAGUUUUUGAUAUAUAGGUUGCAUUUUUUGGACUU